Fulvia fulva is the source of this 2322-nucleotide messenger RNA. RefSeq lists its product as uncharacterized. The coding region runs from base 1 to 2322 and encodes 773 amino acids. The transcript is spliced from 3 exons. NCBI's taxonomy places the organism in Eukaryota, Fungi, Ascomycota, Dothideomycetes, Mycosphaerellales, Mycosphaerellaceae. Gene Ontology annotation, biological process: transmembrane transport. The record is from RefSeq and is a predicted model, not a curated record. Gene Ontology annotation, molecular function: transmembrane transporter activity.
AUGGGAGUAUCGUCGCCUACGAUGAGUCGCUCCGCUCGCGACGUCACCCCGGGUUCCCUAAGGAGGAAUACAAGCAGCCGUGCGGCGUCACCGACAGAGAGUCUCAGCGAGGAGAUGAGCGGAAACGAGGCCGGAAACCUUCAGCGAGUGGCUACAGACAAUGCAGGGCAAGCCGCUAUCAUCAUGCGCAAGAAGCUGCCAUGGCUGGACACUGCAACCACGAGACCUGGCGUUACAGCCACCAAAGCUCAACCAAUCGCCAACCCCCCAAAGAACACUCCUAAAAUCCUUCCAACCUCAACAGACAGACAAAGACCUGCCUACCACAACGUCUCGAACAGCCAGCAGCAGAUCCGGCCAAAACAGAUUGAAUCUUCGUAUGUCUCGUCGGAUUACAGUGCUGGUACCUUGAGCGACGCCGAUACCCUGCCCACCAAUCUGCCGAGAAAGGAUCCCGCCUCUUACGAGAAGCUCGUAGAUACAGUAUUUGAGCCUGGGGGAAGAACGCCAGUACUUCACCCAGGCGCAAGACGAGCGGCCAAGACUGAGCUGAAUACUUCGAGAAAAGUCAGUACACGUGCCGAAACAGUCAGCGACGAUAUGGGAGAUGGAACAAAGACGCUAAAGCCGAAUCCGAGUCCCUACCGCAACAUGCCCAAGCCACAGGUCGACGAAACUCGACCGCGCCGCUGCAAAUCCUGCGAGACUGAAGCACCAUCAGAUGACGGAUCGAGUCCCCGUGCACUUCGCCAUACGAAUCAGGACAUCGCGGCAGUCGAACGCAGGUUCUCGCCACGGAGCCAUGCAGAUCGGACCAAGCCAGCCUCGCGGCCCGUCCUGCUACCUGCCACCUCGAGCUCUUCUUCUCACGUCGACGCUGAUUCGGGUGUUCAACGCAAGCAGAGUCAGACAGAGGCGGUGGACGUAAGUAGGUCAUCUGGGUCUCUGAACCGCGCCGUAACAGGGUUGGAGAAUCUGAUGGAAGAAGCGCUAAAUGUUGCACGAGAUGCGGUCAAGACCGGUCGUUCUGAGGCCGUCGCUGGUGUUCUCAACGAUGCGACCAUGGCGUUGAGGCAAGCGAACUCGGUCCAGAGCAAUAUGCACGAGCGCCGAAGCUUAACAACAUAUGACAGCCAACAUGUCUCUGAAAGCGACUCCGAAUCUGACUCUUCGCACCGAAGGGGCCAUAAGGUCUCAGCAGAGACGCUUCCAACUGUCUACACCAAGAGUACCAAAUCAAGACAGCAGAUUCGCGCCAAUGACAGACACUCACAGCCAAGUUUUCAGGGCGGACGUAACGCUCGAAGAGACCGGGCGGCAUAUUCGGACGACAAUUCAAUCUCGCACACCCCUCCAAGACUCUAUCAACCUGCAUCAGCGGAGUCGAUCGUUCGAGACUUUGCCUACAACGAACAAAAAAGCCGCCGAAAACCGUCUCUGCGUACACCAUAUGGUGCUGCGGCGUCCUUCUAUCACGAUCAAGGCGAAUCUAUCGCACUUCAACCAGGUGUGCGACAGAGCAUUCCUGGCUACGAUAAGCUACUGCCAGCCUUACCAGCUCAGGCGUAUCAGCCAGCACAGCCCGCCGCAUCGCAUCACCCUGCAUUCUUGAACUCUGGCAAGCACGAACGAGUUCACCGAGCUCACCAGUCUCGCCGUGACAACACCGACCGUAUCGUGCUGGCGGCGCAAGAGUCUGAUGUUGACCCUUUGGCGCAGAGACCGAUACAGCGCAAGGGCACUGGCCCUUUGCCUGCACUCCCGGCAGAGCUUCGACACAAGCUUGACCAGAGGCAAGAAGAUCAUGCACCGGCUGAGCACCCGCAUCAUGCACACCGUCCCUCAUUCAUGCAGUCUUCGUACUACCGUAACGACGAGAAACCAAGCCUCAGCCGAGAAGCUCAAUGGGAGCAGUCGCCCAACAGUGAAGAGCCUGUUGGCAAGCCCACGAGUAAUGCUGUGUGCCGGGUGGCUGACAUUGCAUGCAGACAUCAUCUCAGCCUCCGUGAAGGCGAGAAGUUCAGUCUCGCAAAACAUCACAAGCGACAGCCGAUUGCACCCCUUAUAGCCUGCCUGAACACGAUCUUCAUUGGACUCAUAGCUGGCAUCUACGCGGGCGAAGUCCCUCGCAUACAGUAUCAACUGGCAGACCAGUCGCACUGGGUCAACUUUGGCAACAUGCUCCUCUUCUUCAGCCUAGGCCUUGCGACGCUCAUAUUCUGGCCACUCCCACUCCUCCACGGCAGAAGACCAUACACACUCCUGGCCUUGGGCUUGAUGCUGCCAUUGCACUUGCCUCAAGCUCUGACUGUCGCGAGCUAG